ACCCGGCCCCACAGAGGCGGCCCCGGCCGGGGGACAAGUCGUACGAGAGCAGGCCGUGCCAGCCCGCAGGGAGCUGUGGAGCUUGCCAGAGGUCGACUUCCCAAAGGCGAGAAAGAGGCUGGAACGAAAGCCUGUGCCCAUCGUGAGGGCUGAAGGCUCAGAGAUCUUAUUUGGGAUUGCGCCGUGUUCCCUGGCGCUUUUGCAGUCCAGAAGGAACCUGUUCAGGUUGUUCCUCAAGCAGACCAGCGGCUCUCGGCGGCUUGUUAUGAGUGAGUUUGUCCUUCAGGCCACAGCACGGGGAGUCCCAGUGCACUACGUCAAAAGGAGAGAACUGGAUGCUCUUUGCAGGGGUCAGGUCCACCAGGGAGUUUGUUUGGAGGCCACUCCUCUCCAUUUCAAGAGGUUGGAGGAAGCUGAAAAGCCUGAUUUGGGGGGUGAAGAGAGUCCGAACCAACAGCUGAUAUGGCUGGUGUUGGAGCAGAUCCAGGACCCCAUGAACCUGGGGGCGCUGCUGCGCUCUGCGUACUUCUUGGGGGUCGACAGAGUGGUGGCGAGCCAGAGGAACAGCUGCCCCUUGACUCCAACAGUGAGCAAAGCUAGCUCUGGAGCUAUGGAAGUCUUCGAUGUCUACAGCACCGAUGAUCUCCGGAGCUUUUUGAAGGCUAAAGCUGCAGAAGGCUGGGAAGUUGUGGGAACAGUCAGCAAGCCUGAGGAUGUGGAAAAUGUUCCUGUCAUCAGUUGCUCGGAAUUUCGGUGGAAUAAACCUGUUAUUAUAGUAAUAGGCAGUGAAGGUGACGGGCUUUCCCUGGAGACGCAGCUCCUGUGCCAUCGGAUGCUGGCCAUACCCCCUGGCAGAGCACUGCACCCUGGGAUCGAGUCGCUGAAUGUGUCUGUUGCUACUGGUAAAAACAGUUCUGAGUUCAAAGGCAUCAUAGCCCAAAUUUCUGUAUUUAAUAACCAGACAGGACUGCAGAACAAUGUUCUUGUAGUUUAA
Mesitornis unicolor (brown roatelo) is the source of this 994-nucleotide messenger RNA. It is a transcript of the gene MRM1, whose product is annotated as mitochondrial rRNA methyltransferase 1 homolog (S. cerevisiae). Gene Ontology annotation, molecular function: RNA methyltransferase activity; RNA binding. The record is from RefSeq and is a predicted model, not a curated record. Gene Ontology annotation, biological process: rRNA methylation. Gene Ontology annotation, cellular component: mitochondrion. Lineage: Eukaryota; Metazoa; Chordata; Aves; Mesitornithiformes; Mesitornithidae. The transcript is spliced from 4 exons. The annotation marks the transcript as partial.